GUUCGGCCGCGGGACGAGCCAGGCUAGCCAGCGGCUGGUCCGGACUCCGGCGUUCCCGACAUUCGUUCUCGAGCCGUUGUGAGCAGUGGACGUAUUACGGAUCAAUCGCCAUGGCCAGACUGUCUUUCUUCUCCCUGGCUUUGCUGCUGGUGCUGGGCACCCUAGCUGCUAGCCAAGACAUCAGCAUCCCAGAUGUGGAAAAAGCAUUAGUUGAAGAUGGUAACAAGACUGACACCACACCUGCACCCCCUCCCACCACACCAGCACCAACAACGGCAAAGAGUACGACCACUCCUGAAACGACAACCACACCAAAUCCUACCACCACCACACCAAAUCCUACCACCACCACUCCUGAACCUACCACAACCACACCAAAACCUACCACCACCACUCCUGAACCUACCACCACCACUCCUGAACCUACCACCACCACUCCUGAACCAACCACCACCACUCCUGAACCAACCACUACCACUCCAGAACCAGUGACCACCUCAGCUCCUGAAACAAACUUCAACUACAAUGUUACAGAAAAUAAUGUCACCUGUGUUAUGGUACAGGGAACCAUCUCCUUUACAGUUAAUUACACUACAAAAACCAAUAAAACUGCAGUGGUCACAGUUACUGUCCCAGAGCAUGGAGGAACUGUGACUGGCACCUGCAAUGGAACUGAAGGUGAACAGUACAUUGAGAUCACCUGGGGUGCUGUGAAUGAAACUUCUUCCACAAGAAUGACCUUCAACAGGACAAAGGACUCUUGGUCAUUGAUCGAUUUUACAGCUACUGUAUUCAUGGGCAAGAACUUUGUAAAUUCAACUAUUUAUGGUGAAAAGUUGGAUCUUGCGAUGAACUAUAACUUCAGUCCUCUUGAAAUUGGUGUCAACCGUAGCUUCAACUGCCAUUCACAUCUGUCUGCUUUCAACGUGACUGGAACUCUGGAUGGUGCUGAGUAUGAACUUCCUCUGGGAUCUGACUUGACUAACAUCCAGAUUCAAGCAUAUAACGAAAUUGUUGGCGAAAAGGACUUCGUUGAUUCUGUUCACUGCACGGCUGAUAACACCUCCGAUGUUGUGCCAAUUGCUGUGGGCUGUGCCCUGGCUGGCCUGGUUGUUAUAGUCUUGAUUGCUUACCUUGUAGGACGCCGCCGACGAUCUGCUGCAUAUCAGUCAGUCUAGGAUAUUUUGUUAAAUGUAGGUUAAUUUGAUUACAUAUUGAUACUGUACAGCUAUUAGAAAUGUGACAAACUAUGUGAAUUGUCAAGAAAUUGAAUUAUAUAAUUUGGAAUAAGAUUAAUUUGUUACUGUGAUAGUUAAGAUGUAAAUUUUUUCUUAUCAAUGUUUCUUUAAAGUUGCAUAGCUGUAGUUCAGCUAAAUUUGCACCUUUGUGAUCUUGAUCAAAUUUAUGAAGGACAUAAGAAAGGUCUGUUAUGCUACUGUGAAAUAUGGACAUCAAUCGGAUUACUACCAGAAUUUUUUUAUUGGGUUUGCUAGGUUGAACUGGUCAAGCCAUUCUAAAUUGCAACUUUGAUAAUCUGGGAAUAGUCAAGUAAAGGUUGUGGUAGCUGACUGAAAAGUCAGUUUGUAAGAGGGGAUUGGGGGUGGGAGUGGGAGGGAAAAGAAAGAAAAGUUUAAGAACCUCGACCUGGAACAGUUCGACACAGUAGCAAUUUCCAGUACCCAUUGGAAGGGACUGUAUGGGACUUCCUACAAUAUUUGUAUUUCUGAUCCAGCCUUCUUUGUAAAUGGGAAAACAGGAAACAUGCUUAUAAAAAAGGGGUACUAGAAGAUAAUACACAGCCUACGAUUUUCUUUUGUCAUAAUUUGACCUCCAUGUACAUAAUUAAGAGCUCUAUAUUUCCCACAAAAUUCUUUAAGGAAUAUUUACGGAAGUUCUUUGGAAAGUGUGAAUGGUGUGUGAUUGAAGCAAGCGAUAUUUUUGUAUUUGUCAUUCCAGGUAAAAAUGCUGCCCUCAAUGAUUUUUUGUUAAUUUGUUAUUCAGCUUAGAUCUGAUUUGAUAAUUGACAUUAAUAGCCAUUUCCAGAAACUUUUGAAGGUUGGUGACUAACUAAAGGCAGGUUCAUUUGGGGUGUUACUGAGAGUGGCUGGAUGAUCUAAAAGACCGGAAUUUAAUUCAGAAUGAUGAACAGUUAAUUCUGUUAAAGGUUGGCUUUUUGGUGCUUCUAAUAUUUGGUUACUUUGUUGGCAAGUUGAAAUCAAAUUAUGUAAUGCAUCUUGUUAGCUUUUGACUUUAUCCAGCUGUUGAUGGUUAUCUAAAGCAAUAUUUAUGCUGAAAUGGCUGUUGAUGUUCUGGGAUAGUACUGUAUGCUAGGUGUUUUAGGGUGGCUUCAUUUAACUUUUUUUAUAUAUAUAUAUAAUUUUAUGUUUUUGAAUGUUUCGAUUGGUGUCUGUAUCCUGUCCAAAUAGUGAUUGCCUUUGCAUGCAUGCCAAGAGGAGUGUAUGUAAAGAAAUUUCCUUUCUUUUUCAAAGGAAUUGUAUGGCAGAUUAUUAAUUUAUGAUGCAACAUUGAGCAGUUGCCUCAGAUGCUGCCUGCAUUGAAAGAAAAAUUGAGUGGUGUCCAGCAGAAUUGUUGAUGAAUGGUAGUCACUACAUUCCAGUGAUCAAGAUUUAAGGAAGCUCUAAUGAAAAAUCUACAUAAUAAACAAAGGAAAUUUGAAGCAGUUUGUUAAAAAUGUAUAUAUACCAUGGAGUAACCAUAUGGAUCAAUUGCAACACUGGUUUUGAAGAAUAUCCUUGGCCAAAUUGUAAACUGAAAAUUUUUUAUUCAUAGUCUUGGGUUUGGGAAAGAUUGUUUCCAUUUUCAAAACUGAAACCCUUGUUUUCAUUAUUCAUCUAAUGGCCAAGACUUUAAUAUAUGAAAAUUGUUAUGGAGAGCUAUUUUAUCAUGUAAACUGUUUGUAAAUUUUUCAUUAAAGUUAAAUUACAGAUUGUU
Messenger RNA from Penaeus monodon (black tiger shrimp), 2952 nucleotides. Its product is annotated as lysosome-associated membrane glycoprotein 1-like. Gene Ontology annotation, cellular component: membrane. The transcript is spliced from 5 exons. Bases 111 to 1178 code for a protein of 355 amino acids. The record is from RefSeq and is a predicted model, not a curated record. Lineage: Eukaryota; Metazoa; Arthropoda; Malacostraca; Decapoda; Penaeidae.